AUGCAGGGGGGGGUCCUUGACAAGGCUACAGGGGGUCCACAAAACUAUACCCAGGGCACUUUGGUGGUCUACUUCUUCCUGUUCAUCUUUGAGGACCUCCCAACCUCCUUGAUUGCUUGUGGAGCAGCUGGUCAACUGUGUCAUCUCCUCAUAUUGAGGAACUUCCCAUAUUUUGACUUUACAUCACCUGCAUUCCUCUUUGGUAUAGAAAAUGUCAAGGAAAAAUAUCAGAUGGGUCAUUUAGUGUCAACUCACCAAAUCAGGAAGAUGGAACCACCUCAGAUCUUGGCAUACUUCACUGUUUGUGUUUGGCUCAUUCCCUUUGCUUUCUUUGUGUCCCUUUCUGCCAAUGAGAAUGUUCUACCUUCCUAUGUGGAAGCUCGACCUCUGCUUAGU
This is a messenger RNA of Darwinula stevensoni, 396 nucleotides long. The record is from the annotation of a GenBank genome assembly. Lineage: Eukaryota; Metazoa; Arthropoda; Ostracoda; Podocopida; Darwinulidae.